CCCAAAAAGAUUGAGGUCAAUGACGGAAGUAUGCGCACGUGAGGUGACCACGCCCCUCUUUCCAUGCCCUGAAGCAGCGCGCCAUUUUGUUCAUCUUCUGCCUGCAGCGAGCGACUUCAACUUACUCUCGGAAUGUAUGGACAAACUGAACCUCAGGAACUUGGUGUCUAUUUCAAUGGAUGGGCCCAAUGUGAAUUGGAAACUCUUCGACCUUUUCCAGAAAGAUCAAGCUGAGCAGUACGGAGGUCUUCAGCUCGUUUGUGUGGGGAGCUGUGGCCUACACACGCUACACAACUCCUUCAAGUGUGGGUUCACUGUAUGGCAGCUGGACAAAUUGCUGAGAGCAAUGCACACAUUGUUUCACAAUACGCCUGCCAAGAGAGAGGAUUACAUCACCGUAACCAAGUCCAGUGUGUUCCCUCUAUCUUUCUGUGCCCAUCGUUGGGUAGAAAACCUUCCGGUUGUGGAGAGAGCCCUGGCAGUCUGGCCAUCAUUUCUCCUGUACAUGGAAGCUGUGAAAACAAAGAGACUCCCGAACCCUGGAACAGCAUCAUAUGACACAGUUGCAGCAGCCAUAAAGGAUCCACUCGUCUUGGCCAAAUUGCAGUUCUACGCAGCAAUUGCCAGGACCUUCAAUUCCUUCCUGAAAAAAUAUCAGACGGAUGAGCCUGUGCUCCCAUUCCUCCCCAAGGACCUGACCGAGUUGAUGAUGAGUCUACUCAGACGCUUCAUAAAAGUACUACACGAUAUCACUGUCCUGCAGCUGACCAAACUGGAUGUCACAGACAAGACCAUCUGGCUCAGCCCACAAGACAUCAGCAUUGGUCUAGGUGCAGAGUCAGUCCUUUAGAGAAUCAAAGGUGCAGAGCUCAGGGUGCUCGAGUUCAAGAGAGAGUGCAUGCAUGGACUGAGUAACAUGAUCAAGAAAUUGCAG
This is a messenger RNA of Gadus morhua (Atlantic cod), 934 nucleotides long. RefSeq lists its product as uncharacterized. The record is from RefSeq and is a predicted model, not a curated record. The transcript has 6 exons. Lineage: Eukaryota; Metazoa; Chordata; Actinopteri; Gadiformes; Gadidae. The coding region runs from base 20 to 850 and encodes 276 amino acids.